This is a messenger RNA of Poecile atricapillus (Black-capped chickadee), 950 nucleotides long. It is a transcript of the gene SDHAF4, whose product is annotated as succinate dehydrogenase complex assembly factor 4. The transcript has 6 exons. The coding region runs from base 16 to 909 and encodes 297 amino acids. NCBI's taxonomy places the organism in Eukaryota, Metazoa, Chordata, Aves, Passeriformes, Paridae. The record is from RefSeq and is a predicted model, not a curated record.
GGCUCCGAUCCGGUCAUGGCUCUGCGGCUGCUGCGCGCCGCGCCCGGGGCAGCGAGUAAGAGGCGGGCGGAGGGCGGGAGGGCCCGGGCUGUGCCGCGGAGGGGCUCCCCGGCUCCACUGCCCUUCCUCUCGCAGGACCCAGCGAGCCAGGGAACAGGGCGGGUGCCGCCCGCGGAGUCAUCACUUCUUUGCCACUCGCGGAGCAGCUCCAGCUCUAAGCCAGGAGGAAGGUCUGAACCUGCAAAGCAGCCACUAAAGAAACCAAAGUUACCAGUAGGUCGGUUUGAUGAACCAGAAGAGUCCAGUAUGGAGAAGGAACCCCUGGAAAGAGAUGUGCUGCAUCCUCUCAUCCCCUCGCUCAGGAAGACCUCUGAUGGGAGAGCAGCUGCCAGGGAGAAGCUGAACGACACUGAAGAGGUGCAGGAGGCAGCUAAUAGGCUUGCUGGGCUCCACAAACCCUGUGUGAGGGGAAAAACAGAAUGCUCAGUGCAGGAUCUGUGCCGCUACUGUGGUGCUUCAAAGAAGCCAGAAAGCAAAACAGCUCAGUGGACGGAGGACUGUGUCAUUCUUGGUUUCUCCUCAGGUACUUUGGAUCCAACUCUGACUUCUCCAGAGCAUCUCACCACCUACACAAGAGUGGAAAAGCGCCAGUUUCCUCAUUGUAAGGUCUCUGCUGUCUGUAAAGCUUUAUUUCAGAUAGGAGCACGUACCCUUGGAGAAAUUUCAGAGGCCAAGUUCCAGCUGUGGCAGUGUCCAAUCAAAAGGCUGCAAGAGCUUUUUUUUCCUCCCCCAGCCCUGGCCUGGAGAAGGAGACAACUGUCCCGAGGAUACAAGGUGCCUCAACUUCAUGGACGCUGGCAGCUACCUUGGCUAUGUGUUUUGGAGUAUUUACUACCGGUGGGUUGGUAAAUACAAUGACAGGGGUGUUCAAUCCCACGGACGCCGGCAGA